This is a messenger RNA of Amoebophrya sp. A120, 3394 nucleotides long. Lineage: Eukaryota; Dinophyceae; Syndiniales; Amoebophryaceae. The record is from the annotation of a GenBank genome assembly.
GUGCAGACUUCUGCUUCAUACACCUUAUUGCGGCCAGCAAACAUCAAUCCUCUGCCUGCUCCUUCGGUGGCAGAUCGUUCUACAACGCCAUUUAACUACAAACUAGUCGUUCUCGUUGUAUAGAGAAAUAUAGAUUUUGCGCAAGCGACGUAGUAACAAGUGCUUGUAGUACUCGGUGUUUUAUUUUGUUCGCAAAGAAGUCUAGAACAUCAAUAUGUCGGAAGAUCGAGAAUAUGAACUGCAAAACAAAGUAUCGCACUCGUAUAAAUGCAUUACAAAUUUCCUCAGCGUGAGAAAUAAGAUUUGUAAUGCUUCAGAAAAAAAUUUGUGAUGCCAGACCUGCAUUUAUACGAAUACGAUGCUUUUGCACAGGAUAGAGAAGGGAAUGUGUACAUGGCGAAACUGGCCGAACAGGCUGAACGCUACGAUGAAAUGGCAGAGUACAUGAAAAAGGUAGAAUCUGUGAUGCGUUACCCGCAUGAUGAAGAUGACGGUGCAGUUUUUUUUUUUGCUUUGUAGUUUCCGCAUGACAAACUGCAACUAAUGGAUGUGGUCCAGAAGAGGUCUCAUUGAAUUAUGAGGUAUUUCUCAUUUCACGAUGAAAAACAAAGGUUGCCGAGUCCGACCAGGAUCUUUCUGUUGAGGAGAGAAACCUACUUUCAGUGGCCUACAAGAACGCCGUCGGGUCUCGGAGGGCUUCCUGGCGUAUCGUUUUUUUCCACAAUAAUUUUCGAAGAAUGUAUUUGCAUUGGCAUGACGGAUGGGAUCUCCGCAUGACAAACAUCAUCAAGGAUGGGUUUUCCGCAUGACAAAGAUCAUCGCACUGUCGAGGUAUCGUCUCUUCCGUCGAACAGAAGGAGGUCCAGCGAGGCUCCGCCCACGCUAUCAACCGCAAAUAUGUCUGGGUCUGGAACGGUGGAACUUGUACUGCUGCUUUUGUACAUUCCAAAAAAAUCUGUAUUGCCGGAGCAGCAAGAGAAUUCUAGCUUUUAUUACGCGGACAGGGCAUGAUUUCUCAUGCGGGAUAGGCAUCGAGAAGCACUCAGAAAAUCUGUGAUGCUAGGGAAUAUAUCUAUCACAGACGUCAACACGGGUCAUGUAAAAUCUGCAUGGCAAGUUGCAACCUUCCAGACCCUGACAUAUUUACAACGCAUACACGCCGCGCACCCGCCAAAGUACCGAGAAAAGAUCGAAACGGAAUUGGAUGACAUUUGCGGCUAUCAAAUGCAAAAAUGUCUGGGUCUGGAGGAUUUCUAGAUUUGUCAUGCAUAUUUUCCCUGACCAUGAUGUCUGUGAUGCAGGCCGUAGCAUCACAGAUUUUUAGAGCGCUUCGUGAUACCUCUACAGCAUGAGAAAUGCCCUCUCCGCGCAGCACAAACUGGAGUCCUCUUGCUGGUCAUGCAAUGCAAUUUUUUUCAGAAUCCAGAGACAGCAUCACAAGUUCAGAAUGAUCCAGACCCAGACAUUUUUGCAUUUGAUAGCGGCCAGAUUUUGAGUCUCUUGGAAAAAUCGCUGAUUGCGCCAGAAACAGCCGCGGGAAAGGAAGAGUCGCAGGUAGAUGAUUUGAUGUUUUUGCACUGCACCUCCUGCAGAAAUAAAUGCGCAUGAAAUGUUGAUGAUGAGCAAUCUUUCAUUCCGACUGUGACCAAGUGAAGAACACGCAAAAAACGGCAUUUUCAAUGAAAACUUUCGUCAAGGUCUUCUACUACAAGAUGAAGGGGGACUACCACCGCUACAUAUCAAAUGCAAAAAUGUCUGGGUCUGGAAGAGUGCAAGUUUGUCAUGCUUGUCUGGCAUGACUCGAGAAUCUGUGUUGCACAGGCGCGAAAAGGCCCUCUGACCUGUCAUGCAAGAACGCAGUUUGCCAUGCGGAAUACGUAAGGCAUGGCAGCCAAAAAAUUUGUCAUGCAUAGCUGCGUAGUGCAGUGCGUCUACCAUCCACUUUUAGCAUUACAAGUUUCAAUCCAGACCCAGACAUUUUUGCAUUUGAUAUUACAUCGCAGAAUACAAGGCCGACGACGGGAAGACGAAAGCCGCCGAGGCGGCGCGGGAAGCCUACAAGAAUGCGAUGGAUGUUAUGGAUUGCAAAUAUGUCGGGGUCUGUUAGAUUCUAAACUUGUGAUGCUGUCUCUGGAUUCGAAAAAAAUUUGUAUUGCGUGACCAGUAAGGGGAGUACAUUUUGUGCUCCGCGGAGAUGGCAUUUGUCAUGCGGAAUAGGCAUGAGGAAGCGCUCUAAAAAGCUGUGAUGCCAGGCCAUGCAUCACAGGCGUUAUGGAUCGUGCAGAAUAUGCAUGACAAACUUGCAUUCUUCCAGACCCAGACAUUUUUGCACUUGAUAGAUGUCGCCGAGAAAGGAUUGCUGGUCACCCAUCCGAUCAGGCUCGGACUGGCGCUCAACUUCUCGGUAAAGAACAUUCAGUGGGUUCUUGACUUGUUUGCUGUAGGGGUUUUUCGCAUGACAAAACGGUUUUCAAUAUUUUGUUGCGCAUGACAAAUUCCAAUCGGAAAAAUAUCAGGUCUUCUACUACGAAGUGCUGAACCAGCCGGAGGAAGCGUGCUCCAUGGCGAGGAAAGCCUUCGAAGACGCCAUUAUAUGCUUUGCAAAAAAGAUCCCUGGAUGUUCGGAUUUGUCAUGCGAAUUUUGAAGGACAGCAUGCAUCUGUGUUGCAUAUAAUGCGACUGGCACUGGCCAACUUUUUUGUCAUGUUGUGAAACUCAGUCUGCAACUGUCCUGCGUUUUACGAAUCUGAAUCUGCAAAAAUAAGCCUCGCAAACUUUCUCAUGCGGUCAUGGGUUGCUAGUACUCUGCAAAAAUGAAAGCUUUAGGACACAAGUUGCCAGACGUCCAGGGAUAAAGAUGUUUGCAAUGCAUACAUUGCGGAGUUAGACAACGUUUCGGAAGAAAGCUACAAGGACUCGACCUUGAUCAUGCAGCUGUUGCGAGACAACCUGACCCUGUGGACCUCCGCGGAUGAAGCGCAGUGAAAUGCGGAAAUUUUUCAACAACAUCAACGUCAUCGGGUGUGAGAGUGGAAUCCCAUGAUUUUCAUUCGAAAGUACUAACUGGAACCUUUUCAGAUAGACCAGGAGGAAUGUCAAGGCUUCGCCGGUCAUCUUGAUGGGAUCAUAGGAGGAUGUGGUAGGAACAGGAAGACGAGGUGUUUGUAACUAAAAAUUUGCCGGAAGUGGUCACGUAUAAUUGACAGGAAAGAACGAAUAAGUACUUAGCUCAGUCGGGAUUUGAGUAUUAUGUGUAAAUCUAAACUUGUGAUUGCGAGGAACGGCAAAACUGCAGUACAACCGCAGGAGAACGAGAAGAAGAGUCUGUACUUUAGAAGGAGAAGCAGAAGCCUUCAUCUUCUUUGAACAAAAUUAUUGAUGUCUUUUUCGUAAU